ACAAACUCAAUCAUGUGACACCCAACCAGCAGUGACAGGGGAAGAGGUUUGCUUUGUGUGUCUGUUGGCUCACUUCGUGACAAGAUAUGCGGAACUUGUGCGUCUUCAGCAGCAUGUCACUGUUGCAGCUUCCUAUUUACUGAAACAAGUUAACAUCGAGACAAUACAGCGCUGCAGGGAGUGACAGUGAAUGUUUGAGCUGUGAGGUGAGCAGCCAGCAGCUACAAGACAAGUUAGAAUGAACGCAACUAAGUGCAAGAGCUGACACCAAAUUGGCGUAUACAGACUACAAACUAUGAAGUUAUCACAACACUCUUGUUGGUCAGUGUUUAUAUGACGUAGCAGUGACUGCUUUUUAUACGCCCGUUUUAUAUGGUUUUACUUUUUACGUUAUUUACGCGUUUAAAAUGAAGUUUAACGGUUUUCUGAAGCUCCGGAUCGGUGAGGCGGUGAACCUGAAGCCGACGACCUUCUCCCUCCGCCACAGUGUUAUUUUCAACAAAAGCGCUCCAGCUCUGGACCCUUACAUCGUGGUGAAGGUGGACGAGUACAAAAUUGGACAAACGCACACGAAACAGAAAACCAACAAUCCGACUUACAACGAGGAGUUCUGCCUCAACGUGAACAACGGGAAACAAAUCGAGCUGGCAGUUUUCCACGACACCCCGAUCGGGUACGAUGACUUUGUGGCCAACUGCACCAUCCAGUUUGAGGACCUUAUCAAAACCUCCAACACCGGAGAGGCGUUCGAGGGAUGGAUGGACUUGGAGCCAGAGGGCAAGGUCUACAUCCUUAUUAUGCUCACUGGAUCCUUCACUGAUGAUGAUGCCAUGGUGAAAGAGAAAACCUUCAAACAGUUCACAAGGAAGCGGCAGGGAGCCGUGAGACGGAGGAUCCACCAGGUUAACGGACACAAGUUCAUGUCCACUUUCCUGCGGCAGCCCACCUUCUGCUUUCACUGCAAAGAGUUCAUCUGGGGUGUCUUUGGAAAGCAGGGUUACCAGUGCCAAGUGUGUACCUGUGUUGUUCACAAACGGUGCCACCAGCAGGUCGUCACAGUGUGUCCACGCAUGAAGAAGCAAGAGCAAGAAGAGCCCAUAAACCAGGGCUUCAGCAUCAACGUCCCUCAUAAGUUCAACCUUCACAACUACAAGUCACCCACCUUUUGCGACCACUGUGGGUCAUUGCUGUGGGGGAUAGUCAGGCAGGGACUCCACUGUAAAAUUUGUAAAAUGAAUGUUCACAUCCGCUGCAAAGGCAACGUAGCACCAAACUGUGGGGUCAACACUGUCCAACUGGCCAAUAAACUUGCAGAGAUGGGUCUGCAGGCCGGAGGACUCUCUAAACGCAACUCAAUGGCCAGAAAUCCUAGUCAGAUGAGAGCACCCUCUCAAAGGAGGGAGAGUAAUGAAACUCAGCAGCAGACCCCUCAGCUGGGCCUUUCAGAUUUCACGUUCCUUCAAGUGCUUGGCAAGGGCAGCUUUGGCAAGGUGAUGCUGGCGAGGCUAAACACGAAAGAAUGUGUGUUUGCUGUCAAGGUGUUGAAAAAGGACAUAAUUUUGCAAGAUGACGAUGUGGAGUGUACCAUGACAGAGAAGAGGGUGUUGUCACUGGCCCGCUGUCAUCCCUACCUCACACAACUGUACUGCUGUUUCCAGACACUGGACCGUCUCUUCUUUGUGAUGGAGUUUGUGAAUGGUGGUGACCUUAUGUUCCACAUCCAGAAAUCCAGGAAGUUUGAAGAGCCUAGAGCACGUUUCUACACAGCAGAGAUCACCUCUGCUCUCAUGUUCCUGCACAGCAAAGGCAUCAUCUACAGGGACCUAAAGUUGGACAAUGUUCUUCUGGACAAAGAUGGACACUGUAAGCUGGCAGACUUUGGCAUGUGUAAAGAGGGCAUAUUUGAAGGCGUGGCCACAGGAACUUUCUGUGGGACCCCAGAUUACAUCGCCCCCGAGAUCCUCCAGGAGAUGCUCUAUGGGCCCUCUGUUGAUUGGUGGGCUCUUGGGGUGCUGCUGUAUGAGAUGCUGUCAGGACACGCCCCCUUUGAGGCUGAAAAUGAAGAUGACCUGUUUGAAUCCAUCCUCAAUGAAGAGAUUGUUUAUGCCUCUUGGCUCAGUACAGAGGCAGUGAAUAUACUGAAAGCUCUCUUAAUCAAAAACCCAGCCCGACGUCUGGGCUGCGUGGCCUCAGAAGGUGGUGAGAACGCUGUGACCAGCCACACAUUCUUUGCUGGCAUCGAUUGGGAGAAGCUCAAUCGUAGAGAAAUCGAGCCACCCUUCAAGCCCAGAAUUAAAACACCAGAGGAUGUCAACAACUUUGACCCAGAUUUCACCCAGGAAGAGCCCACCCUCACACCCAUUGAUGACCCUCUGAUCCCUUCCAUCAACCAGGAGGAGUUUCGUAACUUCUCCUUCACCUGCCCUGAAAUGCUGGAGAGUUAAAAGUCUCCUCGCUCGUCUCGCUCUUCUCAGUGUCUUCUGGCUUUAUCAAAAACAGUUCCCAGUUGUAUAUACAGUAUAAUGUUGUCACAUUCCCCAAAGACAUGAGGAUGCAAAGCACAGAGGAGUUACAACACAGGCUUGAUAAGAACUGGGGCUGCACGAGAUGAACUCUUAAGCGCUGCUGUAAUUCAUGACAAAGUGGCUUUUGAAAUAAUGGUUUGAUUGGGACAUUGCUGCAAAUGUUUGUGUAGAAAUAUAUUUGACAUGUUGAUGUACUGUAAAUUUAUUUGACAAAGGUGUACAAUUUCAGAAGUUUAUCGUUCAUUUUCUUUUAUGCAGAUGGAUGAGU
Monopterus albus (swamp eel) is the source of this 2793-nucleotide messenger RNA. It is a transcript of the gene prkcha, whose product is annotated as protein kinase C, eta, a. Gene Ontology annotation, molecular function: diacylglycerol-dependent serine/threonine kinase activity; ATP binding. The coding region runs from base 408 to 2444 and encodes 678 amino acids. Gene Ontology annotation, biological process: protein phosphorylation. Lineage: Eukaryota; Metazoa; Chordata; Actinopteri; Synbranchiformes; Synbranchidae. The transcript has 14 exons. The record is from RefSeq and is a predicted model, not a curated record.